AAAAAUCUUAUUCUCGAUAAUUUUUAAAAAGGUUUAAAAAAUGACCUCUAAUUUUAAUACUAAGCACCAGUUCAUUGCAUUUAUGAUAGUUGAUUGGCUUCAAAGCUGUUUAAAAGAAGGGAUUAUUCCAGAAGAAGAAAAAGAAGGAAUUGAGAUAGCAACUCACUGUAUUUCUGAAACCUUUUCAGUCUAUCCUUGUGAUAACGAACAACGAAAAAACCUUGGAAUAAAUUCUCAAACACUUACAAACAUUUUUGAACAGGCGCUGCAACAAACAGGAAGUUCUUCCCUUCUCACAACAGAAUUUACAGCUAGUAUAAAUACAACAUCUGAUAUAAAUCCAAACAAUAAAGCAAAGGCAGAAGAAUUUAAAUCUCAAGGAAAUAAUGCUAUGUUUAGGAAAGAUUAUUCUCAUGCUAUUUUCUGCUACACUGAAGCGCUGAAACUUUUUCCUAAAGAUGUUAUAUAUUUAUCUAAUCGUGCAGCAGCAUAUUCUGAAUCUGGGGAUAAUAUUUCUGCAAUAAAAGAUGCAAAAUUAGCAUUAGAAAUAAACCCAGACUAUGGAAAAGCAUACAGUCGUUUAGGUCAUGCCUAUUUUUCAAUGGGAGAAUACAAAGAAGCGUUGAAUGUAUAUCUAAAAGGUUUAAAAGUUGAUCCGAAUUCUGAAGUAAUGAAACGAGGAUAUGAACUGGUAAAAAAGAAUCUUACUGAACAUAAUGAUUCUGCUCCUAUACAGGAGAAAAAUCUGAAAUCUGAAGAUAUUUCCAAAACUUCGAAUUUAAAUUCUUCAAGUGAAACACCUAGAGUUGGAAUUCCCGAUUUUACAUCUAUGAUGAAUAAUCCUGCCUUUAUGUCUGUAGCACAAAAUUUAAUGUCCUCAGGUGCUUUAAAUAACUUAUUAAAUAAUCCUCAUGUUGCGCGAUUGGCACAAAAUAUUAUGAGCGGCGAACAAACUCCUAAUAUUCAGGAUAUAAUAAAUGACCCAGAAAUGAGAAAUAUAGCUAGAAAUUUUAUGGGAAGUUUUAAUGGAGGAAAUGCCAGACAAUUUUCGGAUUCAAAUUAAAAUAAUAAAAAGG
Molecule: messenger RNA, 1076 nt
Organism: Pneumocystis murina B123
Lineage: Eukaryota; Fungi; Ascomycota; Pneumocystomycetes; Pneumocystales; Pneumocystaceae
Exons: 7
Coding region: 41-1063 (340 amino acids)
Biological process (GO): post-translational protein targeting to endoplasmic reticulum membrane
Cellular component (GO): membrane; TRC complex
Molecular function (GO): molecular adaptor activity; protein binding
Source: RefSeq, a predicted model, not a curated record